This is a messenger RNA of Ornithodoros turicata, 948 nucleotides long. RefSeq lists its product as uncharacterized. Lineage: Eukaryota; Metazoa; Arthropoda; Arachnida; Ixodida; Argasidae. The transcript is spliced from 3 exons. The coding region runs from base 85 to 810 and encodes 241 amino acids. The record is from RefSeq and is a predicted model, not a curated record.
UCUCAUAAGCAGGUAGAGGACAGAAGAGCUGCAGCUGGGAGCCCCGAAGCGACAAAGACAAAGCUGGGAUCACUGACCACGACAAUGUCCAAGUCAUCACUUGUUGCCAUCACGCUUUUGUUGGCAACGCUCUCAUAUUCUGAAUCGUAUGAGUCGUCCGCUACAAGAGGCCCUGACUAUGAGGACUAUUCGACUUCAACCGCAGUCCCUACUCAGACGACGUCACUUCCACCUUUCCAUCCCAGGAUCGAACCAGCAUACGCCUGUGGAGCUGACGUCACAAAAAUGGUGGAGGAGGUGGAGAGGGCUCUGUUAAGAUUGCCAGCGGAAAAGGACCUCUCAGACGAUGCCGACAGAGAGUUCCUGUUACGGAAUGGAGUGUUGGGAAUUUCGAUCCACAACGUAACCAUUGCGGGGUUGGACACUUUUCGUCCAGACAGACCGGUCAUAGACUUUUGCAAGGAUGGGGAACCAGUAGUGAAGUUUAGUUUGGCAUCAAGCUGGGGAGACGUUGUUUUGAGGGCUCACUAUGGUACAUAUCCCGAUGCUUAUGUUGCGCUUGCAGCAAGGAGAUUCCGUGUCGAAGUGGAUUUUGUGGCGGGGUCUUACUGGUACGGCGAGAAGGCUCUGAGGGUUGACAGCAUCAACAUUGUAGAGGCGGAAGGUAUUGAAUUCUGGUCCAACUAUAGAUACAUAGAUUGGUGGGUGGGGCAAACAGUGACCGUGGUCUUGCAUGAUCUCAUUAGGACGUUUUACGCGGACAUGCUACGUACUCAAUUGGAUAUUGAACUUCAGGAAGCCCUCCGUUAGACGAGCAGAAAUUUGUGGAACGUGCUUUGAAAAUUAGUCUCUAUCGCCUGUCCUCUGUCGUACAUCUCAGUGAAUGAUGACGUCAAAUUAUUUGUUGUAAUUCUCGAAUGAAUUUUAAUAAAAUUUUAUAUUUUUGGA